CUGGUAGCCAAUCGGCUACUCGCAAGAGCAGUUUGGCAGCCUUCCGGAAGCGGUGAGGCGCACCAGUGGCGCUCUGGCGUGGGCACCUACUAUAGCUGCCGCGGGAUUUGUCCUGUAACCUGCCAGGAGCUGGCGGCCGAGCAGACAUGAAUGUUGGAGUUGCCCACAGUGAGGUAAACCCCAAUACUCGUGUAAUGAAUAGCCGUGGUAUGUGGCUGACAUAUGCUUUGGGAGUUGGCCUGCUUCACAUUGUAUUUCUCAGCAUCCCCUUCUGCAGUGUUCCUGUUGCCUGGACCUUAACAAACAUAAUACAUAAUCUGGUGUCCCCGUGUAUUCUUGCUGGUGAGGUCGCGCAGGACAUUUGGUGCCGAGAACCCGGGACGCCACACCAUCGCCAGGCGCUGACAGAGGAGGUCCUCCGUCCGCAGAGAGAAUCCAAAAAGCUGCAGGACGCGGGUAAGGCCCUGAGAGACAUGCUUAGUCUUGAUCUGUUCCACUUCACUCCCCUGCAAAUCGUUUUAGCAGCCCUCAUGCUUUCUCUAUUGGCCUUUGAGUUUUUGGCUGCUGCCAGACAGCAUCAGAGGUCGCAUGGGAGCCGCCCAGCUGUAAUAGCAAAGCAGAGAGUGCUAGGGCAAGUACAAGACGGCAUGUCAGAAACAGGGUGGGGUAAAAAAUUAAAGAGCUCAAGGAAAAAAGAUAAAAAUAAGCAGACAGUCACUUCCAAAGACUUCAGAUCUGCGGAGGUGAGAGAUUGGGGAAAAAACGCCCCGGGAGAGAUGAAACAGAGAAGGGAAAAAAAAGUCUUGAAAAGGAGAAGUCGUUAUCCGUUAAAGGAAUUAAAGGCUUCAGAGCUUGAUAGCUCAGAGACAGAUGAGCUUAGCUCCUCUGAGGGAGAGGAUUUAGAAGAUGAGGCAGCUCGCUAUGAAGAAGAAGGAUACUACCCAGAUGAACAACGAGCUAACAGCUUGGGUAAACAGAAGGAAGUGGGAGGUGGAAACCAUGCGGUUUCCCAGCCUAUAAGCCCCAGCGCCCCUCCAUCUUAUAUGGAGAGAUUCCACUCAGAUUCCUUCCUCACUAAAGAGGAACAGAAAAAGAUACAGCAGGCAUUUCCGAAGUUUGAGGCCGCCGAUGGAGGCCGUGUUCACGCACCAGUAGAAUAUGUUCAAAUUAUGGAACUUGCCGAGUCGGUCCAUAACUAUGGAGUUAGUGCCAAUUUUACUAUUGCUCAAGUCGAGAGGCUUGCCACUCUGGCCAUGACUCCAGGAGACUGGCAGACAACAGUGAAGGCUGCGCUCCCUAAUAUGGGACAAUAUGUGGAAUGGAAAGCCUUGUGGUAUGACGCCUCUCAGGCACAGGCCAAAGUCAAUGCCAUUGCUGAAGGCGAUUAGAGAGAUUGGACACUUGAUCUGCUAACAGGACAAGGGCAGUAUGCCAAUAAUCAAACAAACUAUGACUGGGGAGCAUACGCUCAAAUCUCUGCUGCCGCCGUUAAGGCGUGGAAGGCACUUUCCAAGAAGGGAGAGUCUGGGGGACACUUAACGAAAAUUAUACAAGGCCCCCAGGAGCCAUUCUCAGACUUUGUGGCUAGGAUGAUGGAGGCAGCAGGCAGGAUCUUUGGAGACCCUGAACAGGCAAUGCCUUUAGUGGAACAGUUGGUCUAUGAGCAAGCCACACAGGAAUGCAGAGCAGCUAUUACACCUAGGAAGAGCAAAGGAUUACAGGACUGGCUGAGAGUUUGCCGAGAACUUGGAGGCCCGCUUACUAAUGCCGGCCUCGCGGCUGCUAUCCUACAGGACCAAAAGUGCUCAGGUACAGGUGAUCGCAGGGUCUGCUAUAACUGUGGCAAACCAGGACAUCUGAAAAAGGAGUGUCAGGCCCUCACAAAGAAGAGAGCACCAGGACUGUGUACUAAGUGUGGGAAAGGCUAUCAUUGGGCUAGUGAGUGUCGCUCAGUUAAAGAUAUCAGAGGCAGGCUUAUUCAGCCCGGGCCUCCCCAGGCAGAAGGGGGUGAAAAUACUCCAAAAAACGGGUAUCUUGGCCCCAAGUCUCAGGGCCCCAAAACAUAUGGGACUCCAGCUCACAACAGACGGACACCACGGUUCACAGAGCUACAAAAGGCUCAGCAGGAAUGGACCUCUGUUCCACCACCCAAUUCAUAUUAAUGCCACUGAUGGGUGUGCAACCUGUCCCCACUGACUACAAAGGCCCCCUACCCUUAGGAAGUGUCGGCCUUAUUUUGGGUUGAUCCUCCUUAACCUUAAAGGGACUUAUUGUUCACCCUCGAAUAAUAGAUCAAGAUUACACGGGAGAACUUCAAGUUCUCUGCUCUUGCCCUCAAGGCGUUUUUUUCCAUCUUCUCAGGUGACAGGAUUGCUCAGUUGAUUAUCCUUCCAAGCUUACAUGAUCAUUUCCCUUCUUCCGUGGUCCCUAGAGGCCCCGCGAAGUUUGGCUCUUCCGGGACUGAUUCUGCUUAUUUAAUGAUGGACCUUAAUUCUGGACCCUCUUUAGAGUUGAAUAUAGAAGGGAAAACUUUUACGGGAAUUCUAGAUUCAGGGGCUGAUAAGAGCAUUAUCUCCUCUAGUUGGUGGCCUAAGGCAUGGCCUGUCACUCAAUCAUCCCAUUCCUUACAAGGACUAGGGUAUGAGGCCAGCCCCACUAUCAGCUCACGCUCCUUGAUCUGACAUGCUCGAGAAGGCCAAUCAGGAAGGUUCAUUCCUUAUGUCCUCCCUCUUCCUGUUAACCUUUGGGGGAGGGAUGUCUUACAGGGUCUAGGACUGACAUUGACCAACGAGUACUCUCGACAAACUGUCGAGAUUAUGAAGAGAAUGGGCUACGAGGAAGGGAAGGGAUUAGGAAAAAAGGAACAAGGAAAAUUAGAACCAGUCCCACAAGAAGGUAAUAUAGGAAGGCAAGGCCUGGGUUUUUCCUAGGUGCCAUUGAGGGUUCUAUGCCCAUACCCUGGCUUACGGAGGAGGUAAAAUGGGUUCCUCAAUGGCCUCUAUCCUCUGAAAAAUUGGAACCUGCCACUAAAUUGGUUAAUGAACAAUUACAGCUUGGUCAUUUAGAACCGUCCAUUUCACCAUGGAAUACUCCUAUUUUUGUGAUAAAGAAAAAAUCAGGAAAAUGGAGACUUCUCCAUGAUUUGAGAGCCAUUAAUGCACAGAUGCGUUUAUUUGGCUCGAUCCAACGAGGCCUACCCUUACUCUCCGCCUUACCUAAGCAAUGGAAGAUAAUAAUUAUAGACAUUAAGGAUUGUUUCUUUUCCAUCCCCUUGUGUCCACAAGACAGACAGAGGUUUGAUUUACUAUACCAGCUAUUAAUCAUCUUGAACCUGAUAAGAGAUUUCAGUGGAAGGUCCUGCCUCAAGGCAUGGCCAAUAGCCCCACUAUGUGCCAACUAUAUGUGCAACAAGCCCUUGAACCUAUAAGGAAGCAAUUUCCAUCUUUGCUUCUGGCUCAUUACUGGAUGAUAUUCUAAUGUGUGAUAGAGAUUUAACAACCUUACAGACCUCAUAUCCCAUCUUAAUUUAAACAUUGGGACAAUGGGGACUACAAGUCGCUACAGAAAAGGUUCAAAUUGCAGAAACUGGCUCAUUUCUGGGAUCGGUCAUUUAUCCUGAAAAAAUAUUUCCUCGGAAAUUAGAGAUUCGCAGAGAUCAUUUACAUACCUUAAAUGAAUUCCAAAAAUUAUUGGGAGAUAUAAAUUGGCUGAGACCAUUUUUAAAGAUUUCCUCUGCUGAGUUGAAACCUUUAUUUGAUAUUUUGGAAGGGGACUCUCAUAUCUCCUCUCCGAGAGCAUUGACGCCAGCCGCAAACCAGGCCUUACAAGAUGUAGAAAAUGCCUUACAGGAUGCUCAAUUGCAGCGCAUUGAUGAAACCAAGCCUUUUGAUUUGUGUGUUUUCAAAACUAUACAGUUACCAACAGCUGCCUUGUGGCAGGAUGGGCCUUUAUUAUGGAUCCAUCCCAAUGCAUCUCCUGCUAAGAUUAUUGACUGGUAUCCUGAUGUGGUUGCUCAGCUUGCACUCCGCGGGUUGAAGGCAGCUAUUACUCAUUUUGGGAAAGAACCCAAAAUUUUGAUAGUACCAUAUACAGCCAUUCAGGUUCAACAUUAGCUGCUACCUCAAAUGCUUGGGCAGUGUUAGUUACUUCCUUUGCUGGACAGAUUGAUAAUCAUUAUCCAAAACACCCGAUCCUACAAUUUGCUUUAAGCCAAGCCAUUGUGUUCCCACACAUAAUGUCUCAGAAACCACUUGUUGAUGGGGUUGUAGUGUAUACAGAUGGGUCAAAAACUGGUGUAGGUGCUUAUGUGGUCAAUAAUAAGGUAGUAUCUAAGCAGUAUAAUGAAACCUCACCUCAAGUUGUGGAAUGUUUAGUGGUGCUAGAGGUCCUCGAGAUCUUCCCAGGCCCGCUUAACAUUGUGUCAGAUUCUUCCUAUGUGGUUAAUGCAGUUAAGUUUCUUGAGGUGGCUGGAUUAAUCAGGCCUUCCAGCAAACUUGCUCAAAUUUUUCAACAAAUUCAAUCUACCCUUCUCGGCAGGAGAUCCCCUGUAUUUAUAACACAUAUUAGAGCUCACUCGGGCCUUCCUGGUCCAAUGUCCCGCGGAAAUGACCUAGUGGACCAAGCUACAAGAGUGAUUGCAGUUGCCUUGUCCCCCCAAUUAGAUGUAGCAAAAGAAUUUCACAGACAAUUUCAUGUGACGGCUGAAACUUUAUGCCACCGAUUUGCUUUGACUAGAAAAGAAGCUAGGGAGAUAGUUACCCAAUGUCAAAAUUGUUGUCAAUUCCUGCCUGUACCACAUGUGGGAGUUAACCCACGAGGAAUCCAACCGCUACAGGUCUGGCAAAUGGAUGUUACUCAUAUCCCUUCUUUUGGAAGACUUCAGUAUCUGCAUGUUUCUAUUGAUACAUGCUCUGGCAUCAUGUUUGCUACACCUCUAACAGGAGAAAAGGCCUCGCAUGCAAUUCAACAUUGCCUCGAGGCGUGGAGUGCUUGGGGUAAACCCAAACUCCUUAAGACAGACAAUGGACCAGCUUAUACUUCUCAAAAAUUUCAACAAUUCUGCCACCAGAUGGAUGUGACUCAUCUGACUGGUCUCCCGUAUAAUCCUCAGGGACAGGGCAUUGUAGAACGUGCCCAUCGCACUCUCAAAUCCUAUUUAAUUAAACAAAAAGGGGGAGUCGAGGAGGCUCUACCCUCAGUACCAAGAGAAGCUGUUUCCAUGGCACUCUUCACCCUUAAUUUUUUAAAUCUUGACGCCCAAGGCCAUACUGCGGCCGAACGCCACUAUUCAGAGCCUGAUAGACCAAAAGAGAUGGCAAAAUGGAAAGAUGUUCUGACUGGUCUAUGGAAAGGCCCGGAUCCUAUUUUAAUAAGAUCCAGGGGAGCGGUUUGUGUUUUCCCACAGGAAGAAGACAACCCAUUCUGGCUACCGGAACGACUGACACGGAGAAUUCUGACGCCUAAAAAUGACUCCUGGAUGGAUCCCUCGGAAACUACCUCUAGCCCUCACACUGCCUCUUUGGAUUUGGAUUCCUAGUACUUCAAAGAAUGAGUGGGGGUGGCUCUGUUUGGUGCAGCCCUAUGCUGUGGAUUAGUGUUCAUGCUAUGGUUGGUUUGCAAACUCAGAUCUCAACAGAAACGUGACAAGGCCGUUAUCACUCAAGCACUUGUGGCCAUUGAACAAGGGGCCUCCCCUAAAAUUUGGUUAUCUAUCUUCAAAAAUUAGUCGGUAUCUGAGUUCUCUGCUCUUGCACCCCAUGGAUCUGUGGAUCCAUUGCACUGGGAUGCGAGAGACUUAAUGAUUCUUUGAUCAGCCCUUCUACAUCGCUGAGGUUUCCUCAUUGCACGCGAUAGGGUGAUCAUGAUUUCCCCACUAACUCAUUUUCUGGCUGGCCUCUUUUUAGAGUUCGCCCUAGGUCAUUUAACAGUUACUGUCACACAGCACUGCGGUAUCCAGAGACGGGCAACUUUCCUCAUGCACAGACCAAUCUAAGACACGGGGCCCAGUGGCGAUAGGGUUACCCUUCGACGGAUAAGGCUGUGACAUAGAGGAACGACCUAAGACAGGAGCCACAGCAGAUGGACGUAACUGCAGGGACCUAGACCAGCCUAGACAAUAAUUUAUUGUUAUUAAUAAAAUAAUAAGGGGGAGAUGUAGAGGGCCGCAAUAACAUUCGCCACCACAAGAUGGCGCUGGCUUCCACUGCGCCCCACGUGGAAGGCCGAGAUAGCUUUGCCAUUACAAGAUGGCGCUGGCCUCCGCCGCGCCAGCUGACUUCCUUUCAGGAAGUUAACUGUGUGCGCAUGUGCAAGAGUGCCUUUGUGCCAGGUCUUUGCGCACUCCGGGGCGUGCCUAAUGAGAUCAUGGGUAAGCGACCAAUCAGGUGUGGAUGCGCCGCGCUAGGGUGUAUAUAAGCCGCGCCAUGCCGGUGCUCCUGGCCUCUCUUUAAGAUUCAAUAAACGUUUUAGCUGCAGUAAGGA
Messenger RNA from Rattus norvegicus (Norway rat), 6480 nucleotides. Lineage: Eukaryota; Metazoa; Chordata; Mammalia; Rodentia; Muridae. The record is from RefSeq and is a predicted model, not a curated record.